UGGCAGCCCCGCGCCCGCUGCCCGACCGGCCGGAGCGAUGCGCCCGGCGCUGGUGCUGCAGCUCCUGCUCUGGGGGUGGCUGGUGUGGGGGCGGCUCCGGCCGGGGCGCAUCCCUCGGCACAGCGUCUACUGGAACUCGAGCAACCCCAGGUACACCGAGUCGCCGGGUCACAGCACCGCGCUGGCCACGCUCCGGCCCCACGGCCCCUGCCUCAGCCUCGCCCUCAUCCCCCUCCCCCUCCUGUGGCUCUGACCCCCCCUGCACUCUUGGGGGGACUGUCUCCUUGCUGCAAAGUUGGGGAUUUUUGGACUUUGUCCCCCCCAAACCCUCCAAGCAGCCGACCCCACGCCGUGGGUUGUGGGGCGGGCGCCUUCACCCCAGCUCAGUCCCCCGGCUCAGCUGCUCCACCUGCCGGUCCCCAGAGCGCCCAGGCCGAGGUGCCGGAGCCCAGGAGGUGCCGGUCCCAGAGACGCCCCGUGCUGGCGUUCAGCUGGAGGAGGAGAGGCUGGCUGGGCGGGCCCUUCUCCGUCGUCCCCGCUGCUGCUGGUCAGACACCCGCCUCCAUCCUGGCCUCAUUGGCCCCUCCUGGUGGUCGGGGCUCUGUGCACCUGUGAAAUGGGCCUUUGCUGAUGGACGACUCCCAGAGACUCCAGCAGGAGGGACCCUGCCGGGGGGGCUGUCGCCGGGGGGGGCCUCCUCCUCGCCUGGCACGUUCCCAAAGGCCCCAUGGGGAGUCGGAGGAUCCUGUUGGCUCUGGCCCUGCAGGGUGCGGCCCUGGACAGCACCCAGGAGUUGGGGCCCCCCCCUCCACUGGCAGGGCUGGACGCUCUCCCCCGGAGCCCCUCACACCUCGGGCCCUGGUGCUGGGCGCCCUCGUGGUAAAGCCCCUCGCUCUGGCGAGGCUGAUCUGUCUUCUGUGAAGACGCCCCUCUGGGCCGUGUACAGUUCAUAUUUUUGUAUCUGUGUUAGCGACUGAGCCAACCAAUAAAGCGUUUGCAAGACA
This is a messenger RNA of Trachemys scripta elegans, 1004 nucleotides long. It is a transcript of the gene EFNA4, whose product is annotated as ephrin A4. Gene Ontology annotation, molecular function: ephrin receptor binding. The record is from RefSeq and is a predicted model, not a curated record. NCBI's taxonomy places the organism in Eukaryota, Metazoa, Chordata, Testudines, Emydidae. Gene Ontology annotation, biological process: axon guidance; ephrin receptor signaling pathway. Gene Ontology annotation, cellular component: plasma membrane.